UCGAGGCUCGCUACGGUUGUCGGAAAUGUUCUGCGAUGAGAUUAUGUUGGAAUAGUGAAGAGAUCGGCUUCGAGAGGUCGUGGUGAGUUCUGAUACCUGAUACCAAAACAUAGUGUACAACAGUGAAUUAUUAUUGUGAUUUAUAAUUCAUGAUAUUUAAGAAAACUUUUUUGGACUUAAUAUUCAAAGUUGCGGUAAGUUUUAAUCGUAUGGCCGAAAACAAGUCGCCGUGUUCGAAGGAGCGGUGCACACAAUAAACUUACGAACAUGUAUAAUGAACAGAUAUUUUAUGUGAAUUCAUCAAGCGACUUCAACCGCACAGUUAAAGAGAAUGUGUUUGUGUUGGGAAGCAAUUCAACGGAAAACGAAACUCAAUAUUCUUUGCAGCACGACGAAUUUAUAUUCGACAGAACAGAUGUUAGAGCUAUAUUUAUCACGCUGUACACGAUAGUAUUCUGUUGUUGCUUUUUCGGAAAUCUUCUCGUUAUUCUUGUGGUGACUCUGUCGAGACGGCUGCGAUCUAUCACAAACUUCUUUCUGGCCAAUCUAGCGGUGGCCGAUUUAUGUGUCGGCGUGUUUUGUGUCUUCCAGAACUUGAGUAUAUAUCUUAUACCUAGUUGGGUGUUCGGAGAUUUCCUGUGCAAGAUGUACCAGUUCGUCCACUCUCUCAGCUAUACUGCGUCAAUAUUCAUUUUGGUUGUCAUUUGCACAGAGAGAUAUUUUGCCAUCAUACAUCCCAUAACAUGCAAACAAAUAUUAACCUCGACGAGACUCAGAAUGGUGAUAGUUGGUGUAUGGAUCACUAGCGCAGCGUACAGUGCACCCAAAUUUAUUUGGGUCGAAACAAUCACAAAUGAUCUUGGCAAUGGUCACUUGGAAACAAUUUGUAUUCAACACAGAAUGAAAUACAACUCGGAAGUGUUCGACAUGGUCAACUUUGGUCUACUGUACGUCACUCCUCUCUGCGUAAUGACGGUGCUUUAUACACGUAUUGCAGUAGGGUUGUGGCAAAGUUCGAAAGGCCUCAGGCAGAUGGGUCACGGUCAGUGCUGCGCCACACAGUGUCCACGAACUGAUAAACCAUCGGGCAACUGCGAACCGCAGAGAACUUUUGUCGGAACACAAGAAACAAAAGGUAAUCAGUCAUCAACAUCAACAGUGAGGUCGACCGCAUCCUCCCACAGCCAUGAGUCGAGGAACUGCCGCCACCUAAGCCACCUGUCGAGGAACGUGCUGCGAGCUCGUCGAGGCGUGGUGCGGAUGUUGAUAGUCGUCGUGCUAACAUUUGCCGUCUGCAACCUGCCCUUCCACGCCCGCAAGAUGUGGCAGUACUGGUCCAGCGGUUACGAAGGCACGAGUGACUUCAGCGCCCUCCUAACUCCCCUCACGUUUCUGAUAACGUACUUCAAUUCGGGCAUUAAUCCGUUACUGUACGCCUUUCUAUCAAAGAACUUCAGAAAAGGGAUGCGAGAGUUACUCCUGUGUAGCUUGCAUGCCAAGCGAAAAAGUGAAAAUGUAAUAUUACUGAAUAGAGUCGGCGGUGUUGGGUUGCGGAGGAGUUCAACGAGAUCAACCCGCGCCAACUGUAGCACGAUCACCAUGGCACCAAACGGCCAUGGAGAAUCAUGAGGGUUACAUAGACGUGGCCUGCUUUGCCGUGGGGUCACCUCCGAUGUAUCCUGAUGGACACAGAGCUCCGGCACCGACGAGGUGACCGACAGUAGUAGCCUCUACACCGUAUCUACCAUAACAUGCGAGAAACAUUUAUAUGAUUAACAGUGAGGUGAAUAACUUACCAGUAGGAAGCUCCUUUGCACAGGAUGCCGGCUAGAUUAUGGGUCCACAACAGCCAUGAAGCAGUAAUGUGUAAGCAUUAUUGUAUUUAGGGCACCGUAGCUAGUGAAAUUACUGGCCAAAUGAGAAUUAUCAUCUUAUGUCUCUGGUGACGAGCGCAAUUGUAGUGCCAAGAAUCAUCAGCUGAACGUCCUGCUAGUCUCGUCCCUUAGUGUCGAAACGCUCUCGCCGCCACUCGAGCUUUACGAAUGUGUUUAGACUGUUACGUGAUACAUUAGUGUUGUGUUUGGAUUUUAGUAUUAUUUAUGAAACUUAUAGAAAUUAAGAUUAUUAAUUCACAUUAAAAUGUGCAACUGUUAUAAAGUUAAGCAUAUAUAAAAACAGAACUUGUUAUAUACGACAAAAUACUUAUCUAUACUAAUAUUAUAAAGCUGCAGUGUUUGUUUGUUUGUUUGAACGCGCUAAUCUCUGCUACUACUGGUACGAUUUGAAUGAUUCUUUCAGUUGGGUAGUCCAUUUAUCGAGGAAGGCUAUAGGCUAUGUUUUUUUUUUCAAAAUUAGGGAUCCGUAAUAAAAUUGCUAUUUUGUAACACAAGGUGUAAAAUCGAAAACCUAUUUUUGCGUGCGCUGCAAAAACUAUUGACAAUAGAACAAAAUGAUGUACAGGCUAUAAUAUAGGCAAUAUUUUAUUACUUAUAAAUUUAUCACGUGAAUUAUACUUUAUAUGGCAAAACAACGUUUGCCGGGUCAGCUAGUUGUACAUAAAUCUGAUAACAGUAGACCUUAGAUAGAAUUUAAUUUAUCAAGAUGCUAAUUAUAAAGUUUGUAAAUUAUGUGUUGUAAAUACAUUUAAUUCAAUCUGUAAAUCAUUGUAUGUAUAGUUUUUAUUGAAAUUAAUUCAAAUAUAGAUUAUUGUUAUUG
This is a messenger RNA of Leptidea sinapis, 2715 nucleotides long. RefSeq names its product trissin receptor-like (gene NGR-A31). Lineage: Eukaryota; Metazoa; Arthropoda; Insecta; Lepidoptera; Pieridae. The record is from RefSeq and is a predicted model, not a curated record. The transcript is spliced from 7 exons. Gene Ontology annotation, biological process: G protein-coupled receptor signaling pathway. Gene Ontology annotation, cellular component: membrane. Gene Ontology annotation, molecular function: peptide binding; neuropeptide Y receptor activity. The coding region runs from base 268 to 1629 and encodes 453 amino acids.